GCUUGGAACUCCUUCCACGGCAUUGCCGUUGAUGUGCAUGUUCACCGCAUUAGCAACAGACUUGGGUGGGUCAAGACUAAGACUCCACUGGAGACGGAGAUUGCCCUUGAAGACUGCCUCCCCAGGAAGCACUGGGAGGAUGUGAAUCUUCUUUUGGUUGGCUUUGGGCAGCAAAUAUGCAAACCCGUUAACCCUGCAUGCGCCAUUUGUCUCGCCCGGCCUUACUGCCCUGUUGGCC
Molecule: messenger RNA, 238 nt
Organism: Eimeria tenella
Lineage: Eukaryota; Apicomplexa; Conoidasida; Eucoccidiorida; Eimeriidae
Product: endonuclease III-like protein 1, putative
Exons: 4
Biological process (GO): base-excision repair; nucleotide-excision repair; base-excision repair, AP site formation
Cellular component (GO): nucleus
Molecular function (GO): oxidized pyrimidine nucleobase lesion DNA N-glycosylase activity; DNA-(apurinic or apyrimidinic site) endonuclease activity
Source: RefSeq, a predicted model, not a curated record